Molecule: messenger RNA, 2604 nt
Organism: Sapajus apella (tufted capuchin)
Lineage: Eukaryota; Metazoa; Chordata; Mammalia; Primates; Cebidae
Product: glutamine-rich protein 2-like
Exons: 5
Coding region: 1-2604 (867 amino acids)
Source: RefSeq, a predicted model, not a curated record
AUGCCGCCCACGACGGCGGUGACCACAGUCUCCCUCCGGGAGCUGGCGGACCUCUCCAUCGGCACCCCGGAGGUGGGCGCCGUCAACUUCACCGCACUGCACACGCUCAUCGUGGCCAUGCUCAAAAACCUCGACCUCCAAAAUACCCAGAUCGACUUCCAGACCCCGUCGGCCCAGCCCAGCCAGUCGCCGCAGCCCUCGCGGGGCUCACUCAGCACCCCGAACCUGCCCGCGCCCAAGGAGGCGCCUAAGGAGGCACCCCGGGAGAAGCGCAGGAGCGUGACCCGGGCGCCCCCGUCGGCGCUGGAGAGCCAGGUGAAGGACCUGGGCGGCCAGGUGGAGGACCUGAGCAAGCAGCUCAAGCGCAUGGAUGGCCAGGUGCAAGGCAUCGCCACGCAGGUGCAGCACUUCUCCCAGGCCACCGGGCUCCACCUGGCCGUGCCAAAGUGGCUGGAGGAUCAGGAGGUGGACGCGCGGGGGCUGGAUAGUAUGCAGACUGGGAGUAUCAAGAAGGACACCACCGCCGAGGAGCUCAGCAUCGCCAGGGGGCUGCUGUCACUCUCCUUCCCUGAACUCUUCUUCCAGGUACUUUUACAGCGGGUUGAUGAACUAGAGAAGCAACUGAAAGAUCGGGAACAAUUCCUGGAACUGGUCAGCCGGAAGCUCAGUUUGGUUCCUGGUGCAGAAGAAGUCACCAUGGUCACCUGGGAAGAGCUGGAGCAGGCGAUUACGGACGGCUGGAGAGCCUCACAAUCGGGCUCAGAAACACUCAUGGAAUUUUCUAAGCGCAGAGGGUUCACCUCCUUAACAUCAUCUGAUGCGACUCUAAGCAGAGCACCUACCAAGCAACCAAGUAUUGACCAGGCUCUGGAUUCUGCCAGGGGUCUCGGCCCGGAUCAGACUGCAUCAGGGUCUAGUGGCACAGCACACCCCUCUGAUGGGGUGACUGGCAGGGAACAAAGCAGGCCCCCGCCUGGUGCUGGUAGACAGCAGCAGCCGAGGGCCCGUGAUGAGGCUGACAUGCCACAACUCCAUCCGUCUUCUGUAUUCCGAUUCAAAUUAGACUCCGAUCGUCAACGAAGUAAAGAGAAGCUCACCUCGACACAUCCAAGAAGAGAUGAACAAGAUGCACGUCCUGGCCCAGCUCAACAGGACUUAACCUUGGCCAGUGGCCAGCCCAGCAGGGUGCCCACUAGCCAGAGUCAGGUCCGUGCAAGGCCAGAUCGCCAUGGGUUAGAACCAACUGGCAUGGAUCAGCCUGGAUUCAUGCAUGCUAGCACCUACCCGCAUGGUGUGGUCCCCCUCAACAUGGGUCAGCUUGGUGUACUGCCACCUGAAAUGGAUGAUCAGGAACUGGUACCACUUGUCAUGGAUCAGAAAGGUAUGGUGCCACUAUCAGUACCUGGCAGAGACCAGCAAGGAUUGGAACUACCUAGCACAGACCGGCAUGCUGUGGUUCCACUCAGCCCAUACCAGCCUGGUGUGACACUUCCUGGCACAGACCAACGCAGUGUGGAACCACUUGUCACGGAUCAGCAUGGAUUUGUAAUAUCAGUCAUGGGUCAGCAAGGACUGAUACCCCCUGAUAUGGACCAACAAGGAUUGGUAUGGCCUGGCAUAGAUCAACAUGGACUGGUUCCACCUUUUACAGACCAGCAUGGUGUACCACCUGGUUUGAUACCAGUUAGUGCAGAUCAGCAAGGUUUUGUGCAGCCCAGUUUGGAAGCAACUGGCUUCAUACAACCUGGCACGGAGCAGCAUGAUUUGAUCCAGUCUGGCAGAUUUCAGCAUGGUUUGGUGCAGCCUGGUGCAUAUCCACCUGGCUUGGUCUGGCCUGGAAUGGAUCAAUCUGGUUUGGUCCAGCCUGGCACAGGUCAGCAUGGUUUGGUCCAAUCUGGUGCAGGUCAGGGUGGUUUGGUACAGCCUGGUGUAGAUCAGCCUGGCAUGGUCCAACCUGGUACAGAUCGGAUUGACGUGGUACAGAUUGAUGCAUAUCCACCUGAUUUAGUCCACCCUGGCAUGGAUCAGCAUGGUCUGGUACAACCUGGUACAUUUCCUAGUGGCUGGAUACAGCCUGACGUGUAUCUACCUGGACUGGUACAGCCUGGUACAUAUCCACGUGAUUUGGUACAGCCUGGUGCAGAUCCACGUAGUUUGGUCCAACCUGGAAUAGAUCAACAUGGUUUGGUUCAGCUAGGAGUUGAUCAGAGUGGUUUUGUGCAGCCUGGCACAGAUCAGUUUGGUUUGUUCCAGCCUGGUACAGAUCACUAUGGUGUGAUCCAACCUGGAGGUCAGCGUGACUUAGCACAAGCUGCUGCAGAUCAGCGUGAUUUGGCGCAACCUGGUAUAGAUCAGCGUGGUUUGGCACAAGCUGGUGCAGUUCAGCCCGGUUUGGCACAAGCUGGUACAGUUCAACCCGGUUUGGUCCAACCUGGUGCAGUUCAGCCUGGUUUGGUCCAACGUGGAGUGGAUCAGCGUGAUUUGGGACAAACUGGUGCAGUUCAGCCCGGUUUGGCCCAACCUGGUGCAGUUCAGCCUGUCUGGCACAACUUGGUGCAGAUCAGCCUGGUUUGGCACAAUCUGGUGCAGUUCAGCGUGGUUUGA